Messenger RNA from Pogoniulus pusillus (Red-fronted tinkerbird), 755 nucleotides. RefSeq names its product signal peptidase complex subunit 2 (gene SPCS2). The record is from RefSeq and is a predicted model, not a curated record. Gene Ontology annotation, cellular component: membrane; signal peptidase complex. Gene Ontology annotation, biological process: protein targeting to ER. NCBI's taxonomy places the organism in Eukaryota, Metazoa, Chordata, Aves, Piciformes, Lybiidae. The transcript is spliced from 5 exons. Bases 67 to 672 code for a protein of 201 amino acids.
GCGGGCUCCCGUCGGCCCCCGCGCGCGGCCAAUGGGGAGCGAGCAGGCGGCGGCGGCGGCGAGGAGAUGGCGGCCAGGGGCGGCCGCGGCGGCCUGCUGGACAAGUGGAAGAUUGAUGACAAGCCAGUAAAGAUUGACAAAUGGGAUGGGUCAGCUGUGAAGAACUCCCUGGAUGAUUCUGCCAAAAAGGUGCUGCUGGAGAAGUACAAGUACGUGGAGAACUUCCGGCUGAUCGACGGGCGCCUGCUCAUCUGCACCAUCUCCUGCCUCUUCGCCAUCGUGGCUCUGGUCUGGGACUACCUGCACCCCUUCCCCGAGUCCAAACCCGUCCUGGCCUUCUGUGUGGUCUCCUAUUUCACCAUGAUGGCCAUCCUGACCAUCUACACCUCCUACAAGGAGAAGAGCAUCUUCCUGGUGGCUCACAGGAGAGACCCAGCAGGGAUGGACCCUGACGACGUCUGGCAGCUCUCCUCCAGUCUCAAACGGUUUGAUGACAAAUACACCCUGAAGCUGACCUUCAUCAGCGGCAGGACCAAGCAGCAGCGGGAGGCUGAGUUCACCCAGUCCAUUGCCAGGUUCUUUGACAGCAAUGGCACCUUGGUGAUGGAGGCCUACGAGCCUGAGGUGUCCAAGCUCCACGACAGCCUGGCCCUGGAGAGGAAGAUGAAGUGAUCCAGCCCUCUGCCUCCUGGGACCUGCAAAGUGAAUGCCAAUAACCCCCCCCAGGAAGCUAAGAAAGCCAAAAGUUGCCUCUG